AACUGUUUUUUUUUCUUUCUUUCUCCUCCCUCUCUCUCUUUUUCUUCAUAUAUUCAUAAUGGUUAACAGUGCUGUUGCAAAUGUUGGACGUUGGUCUGCUUUAGCCUUCGGUCUCUUUUACGGUUACACCCACAACAUCUCUUUGCAAAAGCAAGCUGAACAAAAAAAGGCCGAAAACGAAUAUCACCGUAAGGAACUUUUGAUUGAACAAGCCAGACUUGCAUAUGCCAAGAAGCAAGCUGGUCAAGUUGAAACUCCUGCAACAGCUGUUACAUUCGAUAUUGAAAGCCCUGACUUUGAUUUAGAAAAGUACAUUGAACAUAUUGAAAAGGAAAGCAACUAAAAAGGCAUUUUAAAUAAAUAUGACAUAUCACCCAAGAUCAACACAAUACAUCAACUGGAAUAAAAAAAAAAAAAAAAAAAACUAAACAUAUCAGCAUGUAUGUUGAAGGACAAUGAAUUCUAUAAUCAAAAGCAAGAGAACGUGUAUAAACAACAAAGGUUUUCAUUGUGCUAAAUUAGGUGGACGUGUUUAGGAAGAGUAAAGGGGGGUUUUUUUUCUAUGAUUAUUUAUCUCUCUCUCUUUUGCUUUUUUUUAUUUUUAUUUUUUCU
Messenger RNA from Gilbertella persicaria, 612 nucleotides. Its product is annotated as ATP synthase subunit E. The coding region runs from base 59 to 343 and encodes 94 amino acids. The record is from RefSeq and is a predicted model, not a curated record. Gene Ontology annotation, molecular function: proton transmembrane transporter activity. NCBI's taxonomy places the organism in Eukaryota, Fungi, Mucoromycota, Mucoromycetes, Mucorales, Choanephoraceae. The transcript is spliced from 3 exons. Gene Ontology annotation, biological process: proton motive force-driven ATP synthesis.